Adineta steineri is the source of this 267-nucleotide messenger RNA. NCBI's taxonomy places the organism in Eukaryota, Metazoa, Rotifera, Eurotatoria, Adinetida, Adinetidae. The record is from the annotation of a GenBank genome assembly.
AUGUCUUCAACAACAACAAAAAAUGAUGCAUUUCAAAGUUCUAUUGAAGAAACUGAAGAAGAACAAAUAGAUCAUCGAUCUAAUUCAUCACGUCCAUCAUUAGUUCCACGUCAAAUAUCAUUUGCACAAGAUGGAGCUACAUUUGGUGAAAUAAUUCUUGUUCUUUUACCAUAUUUUGUUUUAAUUUUUGAUGUUUUUAUUUAUUUUCUUUUACGUGGAUUUAAAUUUACAUCAUUUGAUAAUUCGAUUCUCAGAUCAAAUAAAUAA